CAAAGCUCCAGCUCGAGCUUGCACUGCAUACCCACAACACCAGAAGCCCCAUUCAACCCUGGAGCUUCACCUCACACCAAUAUGCUAUUCAAUCGCUUGCUACCGGCGGCCCUCGCGCUGCUGCCGGCCCUCGUCGCCGCCGAGAACGUCGUCGAGCUCACGCCAGAUAACUUCGACGAUAUCGUGCUAAAGUCCGGCAAGCCCGCCCUCGUAGAGUUCUUCGCCCCGUGGUGCGGCCACUGCAAGAACCUCGCGCCCGUAUACGAAGAGCUCGCUACCAACUACCUGCAUGCGAAGGACAAAGUCACCAUUGCGAAGGUCGAUGCGGACGCCCACAAGAGCUUAGGCAAGAAGUUCGGCGUCCAGGGCUUCCCAACACUGAAGUGGUUCGAUGGCAAGAGUGACACACCCAAGGAAUAUGACAGCGGACGGGACCUCGACAGUCUGGCAAAGUUCGUGCAGGAGAAGAGCGGUGUGAGGGCAAAGGUCAAGGCCAAGCUUCCGAGCCAGGUCGUCAUUCUGGAUGACAAGAGCUUUACGGAGAAAGUCGGAAAGGACCAAGAUGUGCUCGUUGCUUUCACGGCACCCUGGUGCGGACACUGCAAGAAUCUCAAGCCCGUCUGGGAACAGCUCGCCAACACCUUCGCCAACGAGCAGGGUGUCACCAUCGCUCAGGUCGACGCGGAAGCCGAGAACAGCAAGGCGCUCGCCAAGGAGCAAGGCGUCUCGUCAUACCCCACCAUCAAGUACUUCAAGAAGGGCACCACCGAGCCUCUUCCCUACGAGGGCGCCCGGGCUGAGGCCGACUUCGUCGAAUUUCUUAACACUAACGCUGGCACUUACCGUGCUGUCGGUGGCGGCCUCAACGCUAUUGGUGGCACUAUCGAAGCCCUUGACUCCAUCGUCACCAAGUCCAAGGGUGCCUACGCCAGCGGUCUCGAGGAGGCUAGAAAGGCUGCCGAGACCCUCAAGGACAAAUACGCGCAGUACUAUGUCAAGGUGUUCGAGAAGAGCAGCAAGAAUGAGGGCUACGCCGAGAAGGAGUACAAGCGCCUGCAGGGUCUCAUUGGAAAGGGUAACCUCGCUGCUGAGAAGCUCGACGACUUGAUCAGCCGGAGCAACAUUUUGAGGAGGUUCCUCCCAACUGGUGAUGAGGACGAGAAGAGCGAGUUGUAGAGCAACAACGAUAUUACUAAGCCAGCCGUGCUGGCAGAAACGAAGGGAGAGGUUUGGAGCAAAGGGGGAGAUUGGACGGUGACUGGUGCAGGGUGCGAUUAACAGCGGCGCUGUGCCGCACGCGAAAACAUCUACAUCUGUAGCGAAAAGCUGCUGUGCAGCGGUCUCAAGACCUGAUACAUUGGCAGAGAGUUGGGUCUGCCCCAGACCUCGGGGAGCAUUUUUACCAGAUAGAAUGCGGAGUGCCUACGAUUGAACGUAUAACGUAUCGAAUCAUUACAAGGAAUUCUUCC
Molecule: messenger RNA, 1469 nt
Organism: Paraphaeosphaeria sporulosa
Lineage: Eukaryota; Fungi; Ascomycota; Dothideomycetes; Pleosporales; Didymosphaeriaceae
Product: disulfide isomerase
Exons: 2
Coding region: 82-1176 (364 amino acids)
Biological process (GO): protein folding
Cellular component (GO): endoplasmic reticulum
Molecular function (GO): protein disulfide isomerase activity
Source: RefSeq, a predicted model, not a curated record